Molecule: messenger RNA, 621 nt
Organism: Echinops telfairi (small Madagascar hedgehog)
Lineage: Eukaryota; Metazoa; Chordata; Mammalia; Afrosoricida; Tenrecidae
Gene: LDLRAD1
Product: low density lipoprotein receptor class A domain containing 1
Exons: 6
Coding region: 1-621 (206 amino acids)
Cellular component (GO): plasma membrane
Molecular function (GO): protein binding
Source: RefSeq, a predicted model, not a curated record
AUGAACAAGAUCUUCCCCCAGGAAGAUGUCAAUGGCAACGUUGCUCCGGAAACCAAAGCUCUCCCUGGAGGGAAAGCGGGCUGCGGCCCACCCUGCUGCUCGCGCCACAGGGCCUGCCUCUCGGCCUUUGCUCUGCUCCUGCUGGCGACUCUGGCGGCCCUCGUCACCCUGGUGGCCAUCCUUGGACUCCCACCACGCGAGCCAGGGGCCCGAGCCUGUGUGACCCCGACGAACAGGACGGGCUUCCUAUGCCACGACCGGAGGACGUGCAUCCCAGCCAGCAGCGUGUGUGAUGGGGUCCGAGCCUGUGCCCACGGGGAUGACGAGGAUGAGAGCCUGUGCCGAGAUGUGCCCCGGAGCCUCCCCGCCUUCCUGGUGGCCCACUGUGGAGACCCUGCUUCCUGGAUUUACUCAGACCAAAGGUGUGACGGCACCAACAACUGUGGGGACUGCUCGGAUGAGCGAAGCCCAGUGACCGUGUGCCCUUCCUGUGGCCCCGGGUGGUGGCGCUGCACCCCGACUGUCUUCAAGUAUUGCGAUUGCAUCCCAAGGACGCUCUGCCGGGACCGUGUGCAGCACUGCUCCGACUGGUCCGACGAGUUCUCCUGCCCCGGUCCCUGA